Anneissia japonica is the source of this 918-nucleotide messenger RNA. RefSeq lists its product as uncharacterized. NCBI's taxonomy places the organism in Eukaryota, Metazoa, Echinodermata, Crinoidea, Comatulida, Comatulidae. The record is from RefSeq and is a predicted model, not a curated record. Bases 1 to 918 code for a protein of 305 amino acids. The transcript is spliced from 6 exons.
AUGUCAACAGCAACUGAAGAGUAUACAGAAAUAAAGAGACAGUUUGAAGAGCAAAGUCCUAAAAGAGGGGAAUCACACAAAGCUACAAGUGUUGAAUCCAGCAUGGAAAUAUGGGACUUUGGUGGGCAAUUAGUCUACCAUAGCGUACAGCGGCUUUUUCUGACACCUGCAGCAGUUUACUUUGUGGUCUUGAAACUUACUGAUGACCUUGAUGCACCUGUCAAAAUCAGCGAUGCAUGCAGUGUUCCAUAUUAUAGCAACAUGACGAAUCUGGAAUUCCUACUCUACCUGAUUCGCUCAAUUUUCACACAUGCUGUGUCAUUAGGUGAUGAUUGUGAAGAGGAGAUAAAGACUCCAAAAGUCUUUAUUGUGGGUACACACAGAGAUUCAAUAAGUUCACAUGAAGAUGAAAUAGAAGAAAAGGUAAAUGAAAUUUGGGGCAAGAUACAGGAGGUCAUUGAUGGAAAGGCAUAUAAAUCACUUGUGUACCCACAAUUGUUUGACAUCGACAAUAAGCAACCAUCGACAAAAAUCAACGAGUUAAAAAAAAUAAUUUGGGAAACCAAAGAAAAGAUGCCAGUAACUAUUCCUUUAAAUUGGUUAAAAUUGCAGAUGGGACUACAGGAACAAAGUAAAACAAAUGUCACAAUGACGUAUGAAGAGGUUAAAGUAUUGGCCUCAACUUUUGGAAUAGAGGGUGAUAAAUCUACAACAAAUGUUCUAACAUUUUUACAUGAUCUCGGUCAAGUUCUUUUUUUCCCUGAAGUUGCUGCAUUAAAGGAAAACGUUGUGAUAAAUCCACUAAUGUUAGUUGAUAUGUAUAAGACCGUGAAUACAGUUCUGAAGCCAGAAGAUCUUGAACAACAUAGAAAGCUCUUUAAUGAACUUGAUGAAUGCCAGUAUUGUGUGCUAUACUAA